UUAUUACCUACAAAAAUGUCGAAGCGCACAGCUAAAGACAAGUUAAAAUAUUACCGUGAGAAAAUUAAACGUCUUGAAGAUCAUAAAAGACGAUACAGGAUCAUUUAUGAUUCGUCUUCAUCGGAGGAUGAAGAUGUUGUAAUGGAAAAUCCAGAUGGUUCCGUACCGGCUCAUGACCCUAUUAUACAGGAACCACAGCUAAACAUCGAAAAUCUCGUACCGGAACAGCAUAGUGAUGUACCGAUAUCGGACCAUAAUAACGAGAUUCCUGCUCAUGAAAAUCAGGCAGAUUUACCCAUGUCGUCAGCUCAACCCGAGCUUGACCCGGACAUGCUGCUGGCUCUCGGGGAAUCGACCGAGGAUAUCCCCGAGUAUGGUGAAAAAAUCCACGAUAAUUUAUCGAAACUUUGGUUACCGUUACUCAAAAAAGGUAUGACAAAUGAAGCCAAAGAUAAAAUCCGAAAAGACUAUUUGGUUCCCGACAACUGUCGAUUGCUACAAGCACCAAAAUUAAACGUGGAGGUUUCAGCAGCCGUACCCGAUAUGGUCCGGAACCAAGACAAAGACCUAGCUGCAGCGCAGCAACAACUUGGCCACGGGAUCGCUGCCGUCAAUAAGGCCAUGGAUAUUCUAAUUAAAGGUGUAGAUUCCAACGGAAUCGAAGCUAUGAAACACCUCAGCAACGGCUGCCUUAUUCUGUGUGACCUUCAUGCGUCAUCUACUCAAAGCCGCAUAAAACUCAUCACACCUAGUCUCGAUAAGACGUUCUUGCAAGUUAUUCAAGACACAGAACGUGAUGAUACCCUGUUUGGUAAUAAAUUGUCCGAGAAAAUCAAGGCAGCGAACACCAUUGAAAAACAAGGUCUCCAAAUCAAGAAAACGUCCCCAAAGAAACCCGCGCCUGCACAGCCGUCAACAAGUCGAGCGUCGUACUCGGGAAACUGGUCAGCGCCUCCUCGUUACGCGUCGAACAGGGGGGGCGGAGAGGUGCUCGCAGGCAGACGAAUUACACCCGGCGGACGUUUCCAGCUCCGCAACCAGCCAAGACACCCCCCGCGACCAAGACACGUGCCCAGGCACCGUAACGCAGGGACUGCCACCCCCUACACAAGGGGCUUACCCUGGGGGUCGCGAAGCUCUGCAACAGUCCUUCAGUCGAAGAGGCUUCCCACUGAUGUUGGCAUCACUCUCCGACAAAACUAUACAUAAACGAAGUUACAUAAU
Messenger RNA from Cydia fagiglandana, 1224 nucleotides. RefSeq lists its product as uncharacterized. NCBI's taxonomy places the organism in Eukaryota, Metazoa, Arthropoda, Insecta, Lepidoptera, Tortricidae. The record is from RefSeq and is a predicted model, not a curated record. The coding region runs from base 16 to 1209 and encodes 397 amino acids. The transcript is spliced from 3 exons.